UUCACUGAAGAAUGUUACUACUUGUUCAGUGCACCUUGAUGUGGGGAGCGGCGUUCUCUGACACAACUGUGACAAUCUACAACGAAUGGCUCGCCCAGGGUGGACGUGUCCAUUAUGAACCUCAAAGAUGGAACAAAAUUAAUGGACUCACCCAAUUGAACCUAAUUCCAAAGUGUAAAUCUAUCGGAACGGCACCCGGGCGUUGGUUGAACAGCGACCAGAGUCUCUUCCCAAAUUGGCCUCAAAGCCCUAGUCACCCUGGUUACCCCGACCCCACCUAUCUCCAGAACCAUACAUUCCAGUCAAAGACAUGGGCGUCCUAUAUGCUACAACUGGAUGGCUAUGGGAGCGGCAUCGACAACAUGGCCUGGAACAUACAAGGUUUAACCUGGCCCAACUGGAUGAAUAAGUCGCACCAUCAAGGUAAAUUCCCAAACAACGUUGAUGCUGCGUCAGAGGUUGUGUCACUGAUGGUUCAGAGUGCCACGAGUUACACAGGAGGACGCAGUCCCCACAUUUUUGAAGUCAUCAAUGAACCUGAUUGGGUGGAAAAGAUUAUUGACCCACAAACGAAUAUAGACUUCCAUGAGGCCGUCGCCGACAAGCUGAAAUCAAGAUUUGGAAUAAAAGUUGCAGGGCCAUCGUACACCAGUAUGGCCUUACGACAAGCAGAUGAAAAUAACUUCGCCCACUGGAAGAGAACUGCUACAUUUAUGGAUAUGUCUCUUAAUCACUUGGACUUUUUUUCUUUCCAUUCCUACAAUUAUCUGCGUGUAUCGGGUGGAAAUCAUACCUUCUUUGGCAUCAACGAAGCGCGCCUGGUUGCUUCUCUUGACAUGGUGGAGAAUUACUCUCAUCUCAAGAAAGGAAAAGGUGUUCAGUUAAUUAACACAGAAUUUGGAAGAGGUAACGUUUUCGGAGUUGCCCCCGAUCUUGAAAAUGGAAUGAUAGAGUUCGAAACCAUUAAUCAACCAAACGGCUUCAUGUUUACUUUCCUUAACAUGAGAGAGUUUAUUGACAGAGUAACUGUGUUUCUCCACUCAAAUGGGCAAUGGCCGGGCCAUAAUUCCCUUCGAAAUUCAUUAUUCACGAAGGAUGGUCAUCCCCUUCAAACGACCAAAUUCUUCACGUUUUGGCAAAACUUUACAUAUGAUCAAAAGUUUCUACGGGUCACAAGUCAAUAUAGUGGACAAGAGAGAAUGGUUGCCCCUCUUGCUCUUGCAAAUCCUCACAGCAAAGAGAUGAUAGUUCUUCUACACAACUAUGGCAGUGAAUUGCAGAAUGUAAAACUCGACUUUAACGACAGCUGGAUCAACCCUUUGACGGGUGAGGAAACAUGCAUUCUGUUCGAAAAUGGUUAUCCAGCUCUUCAUCUCAAUUACCCUUUCAACAUGUCUAAGCUUAAUGGAACAGUUGAUCUCCCUGGAUCAUCAACCUGCUUCUACAAGUUUAAAACCAACUACAACUUUGCCGGAAUACGCACGGACAACCAGAACACAUACUAUGGCAAGGACAUGGUGAUCCCCAUCAGCAACGGAAAUGCGCAGACAACCAUCAGUCUUCCCGGCGCUGGCUUUCAUACAUCUCGUCUUAGAGUGGGAGUUAGCCGAGACAAGAAUGCCAAUGCAAAACCCAAUAGAAUUGUGUUCAAUGGCGAUACGCUGUCUUCAAGCUACAUGCUGUUUGAUGCAAUGAAGACGGAGGGGAAAACAAAAUGGAACGUGUGGGUGUUCAUGGUUCCUGAAUCACAGGUCCACACAUUAAACACCGUAAGCAUGACCUUUGAUGGAAAUGGUGGCCACGUGACAUCCGUAGCACUGGUUGUUGGGAAACUUCAGUAGAUAAAGUUUAAAGUCCGUAAGAAUAUUUUGCAUGUGUUUCAAUCCCGGAUGAGAAAUGAAAUGCCAAGAGAAGGUGACGUGUCACAGAGAAUAGAGAUAGAAUAGGCCAAUACAAACUUGAAAGAGAUCAUUUUGUCAAUCCAUCAGAAAUAGAUUUAUCAUAUAAAGGUUGGUGUUAUCGAUGUGAUAAACCAAUCCAAAUAACUUUAUUGACGGUAUUGUAGAGGGGAAUAUGUCAAGACAAACAGAUAGAUAGGCUUUACAAGUCUCGUUCCAACAACACAUGUGCUCGUGGGUUUCACCUAAGUGCUCAACGUCUGAGGCCUGCAUCACUUUCUUUCUACAAUGUGAGGACGUGCUGUGAUAUAACUGCAAUACUUUUUAAAAUCGCGUUAAACCCAACUCCCUCACUCAUCCUCUACAUGUCCCUAACAAUGUAUGCGUGUCAGUUCUGACAGAACCAUUAGGCAAAUUAAUGGGCAUAUGUUUCCUCCUGUUAAAUCAAACCCGACCUGGCAUAUCCUUUUUGAAAACUCAAUAUCAUCAGUUCAACACAAGUUCUCUUGGCUCACGAUGAUGGGAUCGUGUUGCUUACUGCAAGUGUCUACACACUGUGUCGUACGUCUGCUAGCAUCAUGACACGGGAUUUGUAUUUUCUUACAUCGUAAAUAUUCAACAAAAACACUUGAAAUUUGGAUGAGGUGAAUAUUUAUAAGUUAUGAAUGGUUUCCUGCAAAUUAAAUAACAUUAAAUGUUAGAUUAACCCGAAUGUUCGUAUUUCUGCAACUGACAUGAUGACCU
Haliotis rufescens (red abalone) is the source of this 2642-nucleotide messenger RNA. RefSeq lists its product as uncharacterized. The transcript has 3 exons. The record is from RefSeq and is a predicted model, not a curated record. NCBI's taxonomy places the organism in Eukaryota, Metazoa, Mollusca, Gastropoda, Lepetellida, Haliotidae. The coding region runs from base 12 to 1841 and encodes 609 amino acids.